Aaosphaeria arxii CBS 175.79 is the source of this 698-nucleotide messenger RNA. RefSeq lists its product as uncharacterized. Lineage: Eukaryota; Fungi; Ascomycota; Dothideomycetes; Pleosporales. Gene Ontology annotation, molecular function: zinc ion binding; carbonate dehydratase activity. The record is from RefSeq and is a predicted model, not a curated record. The transcript is spliced from 4 exons. Bases 101 to 541 code for a protein of 146 amino acids.
ACGCUACUGACUACAUAACAAGCGUUCCUCUUGCAUUGUUGUUGUAUUGGACUCCCUUUUCACCAUUCCACAAACUCUAGUAACAAACGAGAGCGUGAGCAUGUCAUCUUCCAAUGGAAUCCUAGUGAUUGUUGCGUGUAAUGAAGCACGCCCUGAAUUCGAUCCGUCUCGCCAUUUCAAACUUGGAAACAAUUCCACCCGGGUCAUCAGGACUGCAGGAGGGCGCGUAUCUGAAGCUAUAAACUCGCUAUACAAUUUUGACCAAUCUUCUCAUAUCGGAAUGAUCGUAAUUGCACAUCAUAUUGACUGCUGCUAUGUGGCGCACGAUCCUGAGGCGAACCUGCGCUCUGAGAUGGUGUUGCUCAAAGGCUCUCCUUAUGUUCGUAGAAGUAUACCAGUAGUUGGAUUUGUACUUAACGGCACUCCGACGAUGCGCGAAGUAAACAUUCCUGGCAACAUUCAAGAUGAAGCGAUUCGCCAGCAAAUCCUGGGCCAGCAAAUCCUGGGCCAAAUGGAAGACUUUGGUCCGUACUGGGGUUAAUUGCUGAACUAUUGAUUUGGGUGGUCCAACGUCGCUGUUGUGCAAAUCUAGGCAUUGCUGAACGGUUGGCAAGUGCGGACCAGUUCAUCGGAACGUUCAACAUAGUGUACCUUGGUUCUCUGAUUAGGGCGAAAUAUUCAAUGCUAUAAAAUGUGGC